Copidosoma floridanum is the source of this 564-nucleotide messenger RNA. Its product is annotated as NF-kappa-B inhibitor cactus-like. Gene Ontology annotation, cellular component: cytosol. Gene Ontology annotation, molecular function: NF-kappaB binding. Gene Ontology annotation, biological process: cellular response to tumor necrosis factor. NCBI's taxonomy places the organism in Eukaryota, Metazoa, Arthropoda, Insecta, Hymenoptera, Encyrtidae. The record is from RefSeq and is a predicted model, not a curated record.
AUGGAGAAUUUUUCCUCGCAGCUUGAGAAGGAUAUGGACAAGGUUGUUGCUGCGAACAAUAAAAAAAUUUGGGAGUGGAUCCAUAAAAUACGUGCAAAAGGAGUGCCCAUCGAAGAAUUUUUCAAGCAGGAUGACGACGGAAACACAGAACUGACCAGAGUCAUUCAACGGGGAUUAGAAAGCGCCGCCGCGUGGCUCAUCGAGGCCAUCGGCGCGAGGAGCGACCUCCUGGACCUGCCUAACUCGGACGUGCACACGGCGCUGCACCUGUCCACCCUGUCGGGCAGCUCAUCCGUCACCCGCCAACUCGUGCUCUCCGGCGCAAACGCCAAGCUGCAAACCGAGGACGGCAACACUCCCCUGCACUUGGCUUGCAUGAGCAACGACCUCGACUGCCUCGCAGCCCUCACGUCGCCCUUUACUCCGGAAGAACUGCCCGCGCUGCACGAGGACACGCAAAAUCGCCCGAGGCCGGAUUUCAACCUCGAGACGAAAAAUUGCCAAGGUCGGUAUACCGCUACCACGAGAUCCCCGGCUGUCACGGGAAAACUUGCCUGCACAUAG